Psammomys obesus (fat sand rat) is the source of this 5410-nucleotide messenger RNA. RefSeq names its product NPC1 like intracellular cholesterol transporter 1 (gene Npc1l1). NCBI's taxonomy places the organism in Eukaryota, Metazoa, Chordata, Mammalia, Rodentia, Muridae. Bases 114 to 4115 code for a protein of 1333 amino acids. The transcript is spliced from 19 exons. The record is from RefSeq and is a predicted model, not a curated record. Gene Ontology annotation, cellular component: membrane. Gene Ontology annotation, molecular function: lipid carrier activity.
AGGGGAAGGAGGUUGCCUUAAUGUAUAACUGCAGGGUCCAGUCCUUAGUUUUCCCCAGCUGUCUGUCCCUGAGGCCUGGCCCUGCUUCUCCCUGAUCGCUUCCUGGCCCUGGGAUGGCAGCUGGCCUGCAGGCAGGGCUGCUCUUGGCCCUGCUCCUGAACUUGGCCCAGGGUGAGCCCUACACACCCAUCCACAAGCCUGGCUACUGCACCUCUUAUGACGAGUGUGGGAAGAAUCCAAAUCUGUCUGGGGGCCUCACAUCACUGUCCAAUGUAUCCUGCCUGUCUAAUACGCCGGCCCGCCACGUCAUAGGUGACCAUCUGGCCCUCCUCCAGCGCAUCUGUCCCCUCCUGUACAAUGGCACCAGCACCACCUACGCCUGUUGCUCCCCUAGGCAGCUAGUGUCGUUAGAGAGGAGCAUGUCUAUCACCAAGGCCCUCCUCACCCGCUGCCCGGCCUGCUCUGACAAUUUUGUGAGCCUGCACUGCCACAACACCUGCAGCCCUGACCAGAGCCUCUUCAUCAAUGUCACCCGCGUGGCUAUGCGGGAAACCGGACAGCUUCCUGCUGUGGUGGCCUACGAGGCCUUUUACAAGCGCAGCUUCGCAGAGAAGGCCUAUGAGUCCUGCAGCCGGGUGCGUAUUCCCGCAGCCGCCUCACUGGCCGUGGGCAGCAUGUGUGGAGUGUACGGCUCUGCCCUCUGCAAUGCCCAGCGCUGGCUCAACUUCCAAGGGGACACAGGGAAUGGCCUGGCUCCGAUCGACAUCACCUUCCACCUCUUGGAGCCUGACCAGGCCCCGGCAGACGGGAUGCAGCCUCUGAAUGGGAAGAUCGCGCCCUGCAACGAGUCCCAGGGCGACAACUUGGCAGCCUGUUCCUGCCAGGACUGCGCAGCAUCCUGCCCUGUCAUUCCUCGGCCCCCAGCCCUGCGACCUUCCUUCUACAUGGGUAGCAUGCCAGGCUGGCUGGCCCUCAUCAUCAUUUUCACUUCUGUCUUUGUAUUGUUCACUGCUAUCCUCGUGCGUCUCCGAGUGGUUUCCGACAGGAAGAAGGGCAAGACAACAGGCCUGCAGGAAGCCCCCAACCUCCCUUAUAAUCGCAAAUUCUCACCUCACACUGUCCUUGGCCAGUUCUUCCAGAGAUGGGGCACAAGGGUGGCCUCGUGGCCACUCACCGUCUUGACACUGUCCUUGAUAGUUGUUAUAGCCUUGUCAGUAGGUCUGAUCUUUAUAGAACUCACCACUGACCCUGUGGAACUCUGGUCGGCCCCCAAAAGCAAAGCCCGGAAAGAGAAGGCCUUCCAAGAUGAGCAUUUUGGCCCCUUCUUCCGAACCACCCAGAUUUUUGUGACAGCUCGGAACAGGUCCAGCUACCAUUACAACUCCCUACUGCUAGGGCCCAAGAACUUCAGCGGGAUCCUGUCCCUGGAUCUGCUGCUGGAGCUGCUGGAGCUGCAAGAAAGGCUUCGACACCUGCAGGUGUGGUCCCCCGAGGCACAGCGCAACAUCUCCCUGCAGGAUAUCUGCUAUGCGCCCCUCAAACCGCACAACACCAGCCUCUCCGACUGCUGUGUCAACAGCCUCCUUCAGUACUUCCAGAACAACCGCACGCUCCUGCUGCUCACGGCCAACCAGACACUGAGUGGUCAGACUGCCCUGGUAGACUGGAAGGACCAUUUCCUCUACUGUGCAAAUGCCCCUCUCACGUUCAAAGAUGGCACGGCCCUGGCCCUGAGCUGCAUGGCUGACUAUGGGGCCCCGGUCUUCCCCUUUCUUGCUGUUGGGGGGUACCAAGGGACGGACUACUCCGAGGCAGAGGCGAUGAUCAUAACCUUCUCUCUCAAUAACUACCCUGCUAAUGAUCCCCGCAUGGCCCAGGCCAAGCUCUGGGAGGAGGCUUUCUUGAAGGAAAUGGAAGCCUUCCAGAAGAGCACAGUUGACAAGUUCAAUGUUGCAUUCUCAGCUGAGCGCUCUCUGGAGGAUGAGAUCAACCGUACCACCAUCCAGGACCUGCCUGUCUUUGCCAUCAGCUACAUUAUCGUCUUCCUGUACAUCUCCCUGGCCCUGGGCAGCUACUCCAGAUGGAGCCGAGUAUUGGUGGAUUCCAAGGCUACUCUGGGCCUAGGUGGGGUGGCUGUUGUGCUGGGAGCAGUCGUGGCUUCCAUGGGCUUCUACUCCUACCUGGGUGUUCCGUCCUCUCUGGUUAUCAUCCAAGUGGUACCUUUCCUGGUGCUGGCCGUGGGAGCUGACAACAUCUUCAUCUUUGUUCUUGAGUACCAGAGGCUGCCUAGGCUGCCUGAGGAGAAGCGAGAGGCCCACAUUGGCCGUGCCCUGGGCAGUGUGGCCCCCAGCAUGCUCCUGUGCAGCCUCUCCGAGGCCAUCUGCUUCUUUCUGGGGGCCCUGAACUCCAUGCCUGCUGUGCGGACCUUUGCCUUGACCUCUGGCCUUGCCAUCAUCCUCGACUUCCUGCUCCAGAUGACCGCCUUUGUGGCACUGCUUUCUCUGGAUAGCAAGAGGCAGGAGGCCUCUCGCCCUGACAUCUUAUGCUGCCUUUCAUGCCGGAAGCUGCCCCCACCUGAACAAAAAGAGGGGCUCUUACUCCGCUUCUUCCGAAAGAUAUACACUCCCUUCCUGCUGCACAGGUUCAUCCGCCCUGUUGUGUUGCUGCUGUUUCUGGCCCUGUUUGGAGCAAAUCUCUACUUCAUGUGCCACAUCAGCGUAGGGCUGGACCAGGAGCUGGCUCUGCCCAAGGACUCGUACCUGAUCGAUUACUUCCUGUUUCUGAACCGCUACUUUGAAGUGGGGCCUCCGGUGUACUUUGUCACCACCUCGGGCUACAACUUCUCCAGCGAGGCAGGCAUGAACGCAAUUUGCUCUAGUGCAGGCUGUAACAGCUUCUCCCUAACCCAGAAGAUCCAGUACGCCAGCGAAUUCCCUGAACAGUCUUAUCUGGCUAUUGCUGCGUCCUCUUGGGUAGAUGAUUUCAUUGACUGGCUGACCUCAUCCUCCUGCUGCCGCCUUUAUCACUCUGGCCCCCAUAAGGAUGAGUUCUGUCCCUCAACUCAUAUUUCCUUGAACUGUUUAAAAAAGUGCAUAGACCUGGGCUCCGGGAGGCCCACAGCAGAACAAUUUCACAAGUACCUGCCAUGGUUCCUGAAUGAUCCACCCAACAUCAAAUGUCCCAAAGGGGGUCUAGCAGCGUAUAGAACCGCUGUGAAUUUGAGCUCCGAUGGCCAGGUUAUAGCCUCCCAGUUCAUGGCCUACCACAAGCCCCUGAGGAAUUCACAGGACUUCACAGAAGCUCUCCGGGCAUCCCGGCUGCUAGCAGCCAACAUCACAGCUGAACUACGGAAGGUGCCUGGGACAGACCCAGACUUUGAGGUCUUCCCCUACACGAUCUCCAACGUGUUCUACCAGCAAUACCUGACCGUCCUCCCUGAGGGGAUCUUCACACUCGCCCUCUGCUUUGUGCCCACCUUUGUUGUCUGCUACCUCCUACUGGGCCUGGACAUUCGCUCAGGCAUCCUCAACCUGCUCUCCAUCAUUAUGAUCCUCGUGGACACCAUCGGCCUCAUGGCUGUGUGGGGUAUCAGCUACAAUGCUGUGUCCCUCAUCAACCUUGUCACGGCAGUGGGCAUGUCUGUGGAGUUUGUGUCCCACAUCACUCGGUCCUUUGCUAUAAGCACCAAGCCCACCCGGCUGGAGAGGGUCAAGGAUGCUACCAUCACCAUGGGCAGUGCGGUGUUUGCUGGAGUGGCCAUGACCAACUUCCCAGGCAUCCUCAUCCUGGGCUUUGCCCAGGCCCAGCUUAUUCAGAUCUUCUUCUUCCGCCUCAACCUCCUCAUCACCUUGCUGGGCCUGCUGCAUGGCCUGGUCUUUCUGCCCGUCGUCCUCAGCUAUCUGGGGCCUGACGUUAACCAAGCUCUGGUACUGGAGGAGAAACUAGCCACAGAGGGAGCAACACCUGUAGAGCCUUCUUGCCCAAAGUCCCCCUUCCCUGCCGAUGGAAACAGCUAUGAAAACACCUAUGACUAUGUUAACCCCAGCUUUGUUGAAUGUACCCCUGGAGCUAGUGCUGCUAGCAGCUCUUUGCCCAAAUAUGACCAAAAGUUCUAACGGAGUAAGAGCUCAUCCAGGCUCCAUGGCUCUUGCUGAUGAGGGGCCACCAGGGGCUUCCCUCUGGUUGUCCUCAAGGCCUGGGGGAGGUUGUUCUAGAAAAAUGGCCAGCACUCUGGCUAUGAGGCAGCCAGCAGCAUUGGCAAUGGCCGCUUUGCUCCCAUUACCAGGUUUCUAAUGCCUUGGUCAGUGUGAGACUACCUUCUCCUUCUGCCCAGGGUUCUGGAAUUGCUAAGAACACAUUUGUCUCAGGCUCAGCCAUAGUAUAUAUUUCUCACUCAGCUUUUCCUUCCCUUGUCAAAAAUAUUCCCAGGGGCUGGAGAGAUGGUUCAGAGAUGUUGUUCUCAGCGAGGACCCGGGUUCAGUUCCCAGAAACUACGUAGUAGUUCAUAACCAUCUACAAUUCCAGUUUCAGGGGUUUAACACCCUCUUCUGACCUUCACAGGCACCAGACAUGUAUGUGGUACACAUAUGCAUGUGCAGGCAAAGGGAUUAUACACAGGAAGGAAACAAAUAAAUCUAAAAAAGAAAAAUAUCUCCAGAGCCACAGUGGGUGAAGGUGAUUGCCAGAAAACUCCGUGACCUGAGUUUGAUCCCUGGAUCUCACAUGAUGGAAGGACAGAACCAACUCUUUCAAGUGCUACACACACACACACACACACACACACACACACACACACACACACAAAUAAAUAAAUAAACAAACAAAAUAUGAAAAUUAAUAAAAUCUCAAUUCUAGGAUGAGGUCACAGCUUAGUGCUAGAGCAUGGUAGCCUCACAAAUGAGUUGCUACCUUCAGUCCUCAGCACUGAAAAUGGCAGAGAAAGAGAGUCCCAGCCUUGUCCCUAACAUGUUACUGCUUCCAGUGACAUUAACUGCCUUUGUUCACCAGUGCCCCUGUGACAUAAAAAAAAAAAAAAUCCCCAUUCUAUGCCAGCAAGUCUUUUAACAUUCACCAGCACCCUGAGAACAGAGAGUGAGCCCACCCUGGGCGGUGACAUUGUAGGACAUCUUCCUGUGGGAGGUUUUCACAGUACUCAUCUGGAAGAUGGCAUUCAGUUUGGCCUCCAGUUUCAGCAAGUAUUAAGCCCGAGGCCAGCUGUGUGUCUGUCUGAAGGCUGACAGCUUCUGGGCUGGGCAGGUUUUCUGGCAUAGGUCUUGUGGCUUGGAGCCCAGGCCCAUUGGCUUCAGAUCUGCCUGGUCUGAUCCUGGUGCAUCGGUUGCAGCAGAGACCAAGGAAAUACCUUGUUCUUUGGGAAGAACAGAGUGCUUAAUAAAUAUUUGUUGAAUAGAAA